AUGCAGUACAUCCAAAAGAACAUCCGAGACGGUGAUGAGCAAUUUGUUGCUGAAAUGAAUGCAGUUGUCGUCAAAGAUGCCGAGGUAAUAAAAAUAUGGUCGAUUGGACAUGAUAUUUUAGGCCGCCUUGAAGCCUUGUGCAUGGAAGCAGCUCAAAAUGUUGCUGCAGGUGAAGUCAAUGUUGGACAGCUCUUGAGAGAACGUUACGGAGAAAGUGAAGUCUUAAGUAUUAGAUUCGUUGCCAAUCCUGGAACCCUCACUUGUGCAAACAAUUGGGACGAACCAACGACCCGACUUGAUUUACAGAAAGCAAGACCAAGACAGUUGGGAAUAUCGCCGCGUGAAAGCAGUUGGAACCAAUCCAUUCAUGCUGAUCUGGAAUAA
Molecule: messenger RNA, 384 nt
Organism: Synchytrium microbalum
Lineage: Eukaryota; Fungi; Chytridiomycota; Chytridiomycetes; Synchytriales; Synchytriaceae
Exons: 3
Coding region: 1-384 (127 amino acids)
Biological process (GO): response to antibiotic
Source: RefSeq, a predicted model, not a curated record